AUGCAGGUCAGAUUCACCCAAGGCACAACCUCUACGAUCAACUCGUAUGGGUAUUCUCCACACCCACUGUCCAGUUACCUCAGCUGGGUUGAGACCAUAUUGACUGGAACAGAGGACAACAAGCCCAUCAUUGUUAGCAUUACUGCUCCGACGCCUGAAGAGAUAUUUGGGAUGAUUUCCUCUGUCCAGUCUCUGCGUACCCGGCUCAAGGAUAUCGCCCGUAAAGGGCGCCCUUCGAGAGUGGCAAUAGAAAUCAACACCUCGUGCCCCAACAUCCCAGGCGCCUCUCCGUCGGGGUACUCGUUCCCCACCAUGGCCCCCCUCAUUCAGGUGUUGGCGGACGCCUUCAACCAAGACCGAACACUGACGAUCGGUUUGAAGCUACCUCCAUACACCUUCAAGGAACAGUAUCGUCAGGUCCUCGAAGUCUUGGAGUCUUAUGCAGGCGCUUCCCCGCAUGGUGCUUCUCCGAUAUCGUUCCUGACAUGCACAAACACCUUGGGAAGUUCGCUUCUAUUUCCCGACCAAGCGAGCGGCGAAACUGUCGGGCCAUUUGCCCUCCCAACCGCCCUAGGCGGUCUCGCAGGCGAUCUUCUGCAUCCACUCGCCCUGGGGAACGUUCACACGUUCUCGACAUUAAUCCGGGGCGGGGAGCCCCAAUACCCUCGACUUUCCGGUCUCAAGAUCAUCGGAGUCGGAGGCGUAACCAGCAAGGCGGCAGCGAAGCGGAUGCGCGAUGCAGGUGCGGACGUUGUCGGCUGCGCGACGUUGUACGGGAAGGAAGGGGUGAAAGCGUUCGAAAUACUGACGGUAUAA
Messenger RNA from Coprinopsis cinerea okayama7#130, 816 nucleotides. RefSeq names its product dihydroorotate oxidase. Gene Ontology annotation, molecular function: dihydroorotate dehydrogenase activity. The record is from RefSeq and is a predicted model, not a curated record. The transcript has a single exon. Gene Ontology annotation, cellular component: cytoplasm. Gene Ontology annotation, biological process: 'de novo' pyrimidine nucleobase biosynthetic process; UMP biosynthetic process. NCBI's taxonomy places the organism in Eukaryota, Fungi, Basidiomycota, Agaricomycetes, Agaricales, Psathyrellaceae. The coding region runs from base 1 to 816 and encodes 271 amino acids.